UGAGACAAUUGAAGUUUGUUUACGCACAUCAAAACCAGUGAGUUGGUGUAUACUUGAAUCCUAUUUAGUAGUUACUGACCAAGUGUCCAUCAUGUGCCGCGACGAGUUUCGUUUAUCUCAAGUCAAAUUGUAUCAUUCUGACGCCAAAGAUUUCAUCCGAUCACUGUGGCUCCCAGCUGCCCUGGUGACGGCAUAUCGCUGUGUUUUUAGCGCGUAUUGCUUGGGUUGGAUCAUAUAUAGCGGUUUCCAUCCCGCUAAUGGCGCAGAAAAAUGGUUCAUCUAUUUGACAAACUGGGCUUUUACCUUUGUGACGAUGUAUUUCUUGUGGGCUUCUGUUGUCAGCGUUCUGCAUCACUUUGGAAUCACAAACAACCAGGUGGACAUGCAAAUGAAGGCUAUUGGCAAUCAUGACAGUGACGCAGAGGGAGGAGAAGGCCUGGGCGAUAGUGUCCAUAAAUCCGCAGUGAAGAUGUCGUGGUAUCACAAGGGAUUAUGGGUCGUUUUUAACAUUGCUGCCAAUACCGCCAUUAUGGUGACCCUUUUGUACUGGACACUAAUUUUUGGCGGCACAACCAGUGGUCUGGAUGUGAGUACCCAUCUGAUAAACAGUGUUAUGAUUGUUGCAGACAUAAUGCUGAGCUGCGUUCCUGUCAGAAUUCUCCAUGUUGUCUAUCCACUGGUCUUGGGUAUUUGUUAUCUGUUGACAACUGUUAUCUUUUGGGCAGUUGAUGCGACUAACGCUCGUGGUGAGCCAUACAUCUAUUCCUACAUAGAUUACAACAACAGCCCGGGUUUUUCAAUCGGUCUUGUGUGCGGCUUUAUUCUAGUUGGGCAGCCUGUGGUUCAAAGUCUCCUUUUCGGUUUGUACAAACUACGCUGUUUUCUGGGCCUGAAAUGUGGCAAUAAAUCGUAACCGAAAGCUUUAUAUGAACAGGACUUCAUUACAAUAGUUAUACCCAAUCGCUUUUCAUCAAGAUUGUAGUACAAUUUAGUGAUUAAAAAAUGUCACGAGACAAAUAUUUAUUUCCAAGUAUUGUUUGAGAUAC
Pocillopora damicornis (cauliflower coral) is the source of this 1046-nucleotide messenger RNA. RefSeq names its product protein rolling stone. Gene Ontology annotation, cellular component: membrane. The record is from RefSeq and is a predicted model, not a curated record. NCBI's taxonomy places the organism in Eukaryota, Metazoa, Cnidaria, Anthozoa, Scleractinia, Pocilloporidae.